AUUUGGCGAAAAGUGCAAUGCCUUGUAGAAAAAGUCAGAACAAAAUUGACGACUUAAGUCGGUCUUUUGUACUAAACUUUAUGAAGGGGAACAUGAUUUUCGUAACGACACUUUCGCUGCUCCUGGGUCAGUACUGAGAGUUUUUUUGUUUGUUUGAUCGAAAUCCCCCUGUUCGAAGUUUAAUAACAAACUUGACCAUCUGACAAAACUUAGAUUUGAUUGAUAUUUUUAGAUUAAGGAUGUGCUGUGCUCUACAUUUCUAUGUUAUAAACUCGUUAUCUUAUUAUUUGUCUUUUAAAGAAAACCCAACCACCUUUUGUUCUUCGAGUAACACAUCGCCAACAAGAUUUAUAAGAGAAGUUAUCAUUUUAGAAACAUACUUUUAGAAUAAUUAUUUUUGUAAACCCCAACCACUGAAAACAGCCUCGGGCCUGGCUCAAGUCCACGUGGGUCCUAUAGGUGUUCCGCUUUCAACAGCUGGGAACUGCUACCAUUGUGACCCUCAUGCCAACCCGUUCCCGGCGUGCCUGGCGACACCGAUCACGUGUCAUGCUGGAGAGGUAAGGGUGCUCAAACCGCUUUUCCAACCUCUUUACCUGUCAGUCAAUGUUUUUUUUUCCAUGUUUUUCGACAUCAAAGGCAACUCAGUCAGUCAAUGUUUUUUUUCCAUGUUUCUCGACAUCAAAGGCAACUCAGUCAGUCAAUGUUUUUUUUCCAUGUUCCUCGACAUCAAAGGCAACUCUGCCAGUCAAUGUUUUUUUUCCAUGUUCCUCGACAUCAAAGGCAACUCAGUCAGUCAAUGUUUUUUUUCCAUGUUCCUCGACAUCAAAGGCAACUCAGUAAGUCAAUGUUCUUUUUCUCCAUGUUCCUCGACAUCAAAGGCAACUCUGCCAGUCAAUGUUUUUUUUCCAUGUUUCUCGACAUCAAAGGCAACUCUGCCAGUCAAUGUUUUUUUUCCAUGUUCCUCGACAUCAAAGGCAAUUCAGUAAGUCAAUGUUUUUUUUCUCCAUGUUUCUUGACAUCAAAGGCAACUCUGCCAGUCAAUGUUUUUUUUCCAUGUUCCUCGACAUCAAAGGCAACUCAGUAAGUCAAUGUUUUUUUUCUCCAUGUUCCUCGACAUCAAAGGCAACUCAGUAAGUCAAUGUUUUUUUUCUCCAUGUUCCUCGACAUCAAAGGCAACUCAGUAAGUCAAUGUUUUUUUUUCCAUGUUCCUCGACAUCAAAGGCAACUCAGUAAGUCAAUGUUUUUUUUCUCCAUGUUUCUCGACAUCAAAGGCAACUCUGCCAGUCAAUGUUUUUUUUCCAUGUUCCUCGACAUCAAAGGCAACUCAGUAAGUCAAUGUUUUUUUUCUCCAUGUUCCUCGACAUCAAAGGCAACUCAGUAAGUCAAUGUUUUUUUUCUCCAUGUUCCUCGACAUCAAAGGCAACUCAGUAAGUCAAUGUUUUUUUUUCCAUGUUCCUCGACAUCAAAGGCAACUCAGUAAGUCAAUGUUUUUUUUCUCCAUGUUUCUCGACAUCAAAGGCAACUCUGCCAGUCAAUGUUUUUUUUCCAUGUUCCUCGACAUCAAAGGCAACUCAGUAAGUCAAUGUUUUUUUUCUCCAUGUUCCUCGACAUCAAAGGCAACUCAGUAAGUCAAUGUUUUUUUUCCAUGUUCCUCGACAUCAAAGGCAACUCUGCCAGUCAAUGUUUUUUUUCUCCAUGUUCCUCGACAUCAAAGGCAACUCAGUAAGUCAAUGUUUUUUUUCUCCAUGUUUCUCGACAUCAAAGGCAACUCUGCCAGUCAAUGUUUCUUCAAGUUUACAUACCCUAGCUAACCUUAGACCAUAAGCCUACCUUCUUCACCGGGUAGCAUAGACCAUAGCCAAUCUCUGAUUAAUAGCAUCCCUCUUCACCGGGUAGCACAAACGUUUGCUAACCUUAGACCAUAAGCCUACCUUCUUCACCGGGUAGCACAUACCAUGGAUAAUCGCUGAUUAAUAGCACCCCUCUCCACCGGGUAGAAAAUACCAUGGAUAAUCUCUGAUUAAUAGCAUCCCUCUCCACCGGGUAGCACAUACCAAGGAUAAUCUCUGAUUAAUAGCAUCCCUUUUCACAGGGUAGCACAGUCCCUAGCUAACAGUUGCCUAUAACCAUUUCCCAUUGGGGCUAUCCUACAUCGGACAACAUAACAAAACGUGCGGACUGUAGUAGAUUGAAGAAAUCUGCCCGCGCAAGUGCUGCGAUUUCGACCGAUUCAUUAGUUCAGGUUUACAAGAACAUAUUAACUACUACCUUUUAAAUUUAGAUGAUGUGCAUUGAAUUUGGAAAUGUGUUUAAUCCUACCAGGUAUGUGCUGUCACCUAUUAUGGGGAUGCUCCCCAGAUCAAGUGUCAGAGAGAAGGAGUAAGUGAACUUCCGGUCUCAUUACGACGUCCAAAUAGGUUUUUUAUUUCCACUUUUUAGCACUAAUCACCAGCGCCUUCAGCGCUUUAAACUAAACACUUACAAUUAUAUGUGACAUGAAGAUGUAGUUCCAGUAUAUUUUAUGUGAAUAGUGACUAGGAGAAUACUGUCAAGCUCCGUGUUUCUAAUUUAUUGAGAGCUAAUUAAGGCAUUUGAAUUCAACAUGUUUAAAAAAAUAUAUAUUUAUCUAACUAGCAGAUCGCACAAUACGUUUGUGUAAAAUAGUGAGAAUUUAAAAAAAAUAAAAUAAUGACUUUGUCCCUUUUCAUCAGGAUUGUGCUAAAGAUGUCUCCCAUGCUGUGGGGUUGUGCGGUGGGGGCGGGGUCCAACUACAGAACGGGAGGUGUGAACUGUGCUGCAAGACACAGGACUGUGUGGCAGCUAUAACAACCCAACUCAAGGAUUCUCUGAGUAUGUCACAGGUUCAUAUGUGUGUAAGAAUGAGCUUAGAUGUCAAUAUUGCGGUAAAAAAAUCGAAACGAAAUACGGUCGUAUUCUUGAAAACAAUAAUAGGGAUUUUUCUAUUAUUUUUGGAAAUCGAAUCAAUUAAAAUAUGAAGAAAAUAGAAACCAUGUAUGCUUGUAUUUAAGUAUAUGUUUAAGAAUUAUUAUUAGAAACUAGAAAUACAUACAAAAUACAAUUAAAAACUAUUUUAAGUAUUUCAACGCAAUUUGAAAGUUAGUGUACUCUUUUUUGUUAUGUAUAAAUGACUGUGUAAGUAUUAGAUCUACUAUUAUAAUUCCAAAUCCCAUUUAUCGCGAAAACCCAAACAUGUCUUGCUUUUUCUUAGUGCGUUUUUUAAACUGCGAAAUUAAAUCUAAAUUUACGUAAUCCAAAUAUCUUAUUAUACCAAUAUCAAAUUACAAUAUUCUAAGACACCACACCGAAUUUUAACUUUGUACUUUUGACUUUUAUAAAUUUUCUCAUUUUCCAUUUAAAAAAAAUGCUUUUAUAACAUUCAUAAAGUAUUAAAGGCCCUACCAAUUGAAAACAAUUUCAAUAAGAAAAUUCCGUUUCAGCCAUUUACGUGCAACGAACAUUCCUAUCCAAAUACCGACCACAGUUUCCCCUGUCACUGAUUCAAAUGAAAACAAACUGUCCGAAGCAGCAAUUGGUUCAUCAUGUUAUCAAUACGUCAAAACCAAAUUAUGUUACAGAUUCGAACUUUUGGUUUGAUAUUAAUUUUAAAAUAAAUAACAAUAACUUUUAAAUAAUUGAAAUAUAGGUCAAAUUUUUAAGAUUGUUUUUAAUAAAAUAUAAAAUAGAGCAUAUUGAAAUGGUGCUGGGCUUUAGAUUUUUAAUACAUUUCAGGGGCAUUGAAAAUAAAGUUCUGUUUCGUACGUAGGGUGAUACAAUCCCGUGGAUGAUUUUAAUAAUGUUUUUAAAAAAACUGGGGGGGGGGGGAGAAAGGGAUUGGAUGAUUUUAUUUUGCCCCAGGCAGCAUAAGAUACGCCUCAGUAUGAAGUUAAGAAAGUGAUAAAUAAUUUUUUUUGUUUUUUUGUUAAUGAUUUUAAUAAUGUUUUUAAAAAAACUGGGGGGGGGGGGGGGAAAGGGAUUUGAUGAUUUUAUUUUGCCCCAGGCAGCAUAAGAUACGCCUCAGUAUGAAAUUAAGAAAGUGAUAAAUAAUUUUUUUUGUUUUUUUGUUAAGAGUACUUCAGAGGGGUGGAUUAGGAUGUGUACAUUUCUACGUGGAUGACAACAUCUUAAUGUUAAUGCAGUAGCGAAAAAGAGAUAUAUUAUAGUUUCUUCCAAAAUAAAAUAACUACAUGCUACAGUAAUACAAAAAAAAAAUGGAAUUGAAAAAAGGAAACAAAACAUAGAUGCGAUUUUCGUUGAAACUAAGGACAUUGUCAUUUUUUUCAAUGUACAUUUGAAAGGCACUGAUGGCGACCGGUUCUGAUUUAUGGGGGAUAACAAUCUGUUUUGAUAUAAAAAAAUGUAUUGUAAAUAGUUUGUGGACCAAAAAAAAAACGUUGGGAAUAUGAAUGAGCGAGAUAGGGGACAUUUUAUUUUGUGGAUAGUAAUCUCUUAAAAUCCGAUUUUCCGAUAACAUAGUUCAGGACCCUAACGGGGUUUGGGGCAAAUUUUUAAUGACGAUACCAAUAUUUCAAAAUCCGUCAGUGCCACAUAUAUUUUAAAUGGGACAUAUUUAAAAAAAACAAAAAAAACUAAGCCUAUGUGCGUUACAUGUGUUUUUAGGAAAUGUCUCCAGUGUAGGUCAGAUGUCUGAAAAUAUAUUAUUAUUUAGAAAAAAUAUCUCAAAACCCAAUGAUGUAAGAAAUUUAGAUAUCCAUACAUAGAUGAUUGAUUUUUUUUUUAAAAUUAACGAGUGAUUAAUUAUCUGUUUCCUGAACAAAUAAUACAAGCUUGCAGUUUUUUUCGUAGUUUUUAUUUUGGGAUACAAUGCAUCUAAAAUUGAUUCAAUGUGAAAAUUGGGUUUUUAAAUUUAAGACUCGGAAGGACAGGCGGAAAGGAGCGCAGUAUGCCUUCAAGUAUCACUCCGGUAACCGAAAUUGCGACACUUUAUUUGGAACACGGGCCUACUAGACAUAGCGUUAUAGCCAUGCAGACCUACUUUAAGAAUUAUUAUGUGUGAUCUUUGAGGCCUUGUUCGUAUUAAUCUUGUAGGCUCUGGCCUGUUAUGUCCUGGGGUCUGUGCUCAGAAUAACAUUGGAGCUUGCUUUACCUCAGCAACCCGUUGUUACGAAGGCCAGGUCAGUUCAUGAUGUUUUCACAAAGCUGUUUCAUUUUUGUACAUACACCAAUGUAACAAUCUGUAACCAGUGCUUAAAAAAAUAUAUAUAUAUAUACAUUUGUUGUUUAAGAGUACAUCAUGAAAGUAAAACACUGAUGUUUUUCUCUCUAAAAUAACAGAUGAGAUGUGUAUUUUUAAAAAUUCCUUUAUAUUAACUUCGCUUUUGUUCGCGUGGUCGUGUCAAAAUCGUCAAAAUGCUAAUUGUUCCACUUUCCAUUAUCCUAACAGAAAAAUAGGUAUGAAGGAUUUACACGAAAAACAUAGUUUUCUUUUAGGGCUUCUUUAAUCAUUAACAUCUUUCACACUGAUGAUUAACAAUUUUAACGAGUUAAUUUUCAUUUGGUACAAUUUAUGUUCUUUGAAUUUGUAAGUCAAUGAAGAUUGUACGUAUAGCUUUGAUUUUCUUUUCAUUGCGGACGUCCAAUAAGCGGUUGUGUGCUUAAACGUCCAUUAAUGCGUCAACUUAUCUUAUCGCCAGUUCUGCGAGGUCGGUGUUAACGAUCAGCUGUCCGUCCAGGGGCAUUGCAAAAACAUACACGACUACCAGGUAAGAACUUGCAGACGUGCAACGAGAAGGAGAUUAACGUACACCUCCCUAUGGCCCUGGGGGGGGGGGGCCUCAGUCGUGACCUCAGUUGUUUCGCCAGGGUCAGAACACCUUAGUUUCAACCUGGCUCGUCUACGUCUUACCCCCCCCACCCCCCCUCUGGCCGUCCAGGGGCAUUGCAAAAACAUACACGACUACCAGGUAAGAACUUGCAGACGUGCAACGAGAAGGAGAUUAACGUACACCCCCCUAUGGCCCUGGGGGGGGGGGGACUCAGUCGUGACCUCAGUUGUUUCGCCAGGGUCAGAACUACUUAGUUUCAACCUGUCUCGUCUACGUCUUACCCCACCCCCACCCCCACCCUUUUUUUAUCGCUGUUUUAUGACGCUUGACUUGACUCAAAUAACGGCAGUACGGCUCUCUUUUACUCUGGCAGUGUGAACAGGUGGGUGCAAGAAGAACGUUUGUCUUACGUCCGUUUCACAUAACCUGGUUCAAGUGACACUUCAACCGUCGCUUUUGGCAGAUCGUUACAAUUUAUUUAUUUUUUUGUUUGUAUUUUCUUACAACUUUAAUUAAUUUUUUUUGUUGGUGCGUUUGUACUGUUGAACAACUCACCAAAUAAAAUUUCUAAGAAUAGAUCGUCAUUUUUUUACGUCACAAUGCGUCAUUGGCAUCCCAGGCUGUCGCUGAACACAUCCCGUUUUCACUAUAGAAGGUCUGCUGGUUAAAUGUCCAACUAUGACCGCGUAAUCAUAAAUUCAUUUGAAAAUUGCCUUCUUUCUUCUGAAAAUACGUUUAUUACAUAAACGAAAACCUCCAAACAUCUUUGUGACUAUCAAAACACGCUUCUACACUCUGUAGACUUGACCACUGGUCAGUAAAGUUCAUAUCGCUUGGCGACCUCUUGUACUCGGAUGAUGUACGGCUUAUUUCUUGUAGGAAAAUAUGGUGUGCGUCUAUUAUUUUAAGACGUUGAUUUGUCACAAAAAAAUAUAAUUUUGCUGACCUAAUUUUCCAAAGGAUAAAUAUUUGUUAGACCUGUGAAUAGCGUAUAAUGAAAAUAUUGAUGCUGAUUGUAAUUAUCGUUGGAUUCUUUAAUAUCCAUGUGAAGAUAACUAGAAAUCCCAGAGAUUAUCCUAAUAAAAGCGAUGUCUUAUUUUAACAGAUAGCAUUCCAAAUGUAAGUGAAAAAAGUGAACUUUGGAAAUGAAAAAACAACUUAAAAAUAAUCGCCGAUUGAGACUUAAAAUGUUAACAAUAUCAUGUAAAAUUAAGUCAUGUUGUAGAGCCUGGACAUUUUUAUUUCGGAUUAUUCUAAAAUAAUUUUAAAAUUCGAUUCUAGGUUACACUAAAGAAAUCUGAGAUACAUCUGUUUUAAUUAAAUUACUUUGUUUUUUGUUAAUGCUUCCUGAAACCAUGACAUUUAAAAAAAAAAGAAAUUCGGGUAUCUUUAAAAUAAUAUUUAGUUUACUAAUUUUUAACAGAAAAUAAAAUUCACGUUUCCGUUCACAAUCCCCAGAAAUGCCUGACUGACCAAGCGAGAGACACUUGCACACUCUCUGUCGGACACGUCGGACACGCGGCCAAGUGUGUCUGGGAUUGCUGCAACACGUCCAGCUGUCUCAACACGCAUUUCGGUAAAUGGCUGCAUCCGGUGGCGUGGCUGGGUUCGUGCCGCCCGAUGGGGGGGAGGGGGGGUGGCAACCUCAGCACCCCUACCGACACCCCUGGCUGCAUCUGAUGAAUGCAAUCGGCCACCUUAGCGGAUUUGGGGUUUUGUGGGUGUAUUUGUAUGGGUGUGUGUGUGGGUGUGUGUGUGUGUGGGUGUGUGAUAGCCUAAAUUAAGAUAUCACCAAAUGGACAUAUUUAAGAGGCUGUCUUUUUUUUGUUUUUGUGUGGCAUAUUAAGAUCUCAUUGUUAUGUACAUUCGUAAUAGGCUGUCUUUUUUUUGUUUUUGUGUGGUAUAUUAAGAUCUCAUUGUUAUGUACAUUCGUAAUAGGCUGUCUUUUUUUUUUUUUUUGUGUGGUAUAUUAAGAUCUCAUUGUUAUGUACAUUCGUAAUAGGCUGUCUUUUUUUUUGUUUUUGUGUGGUUUAUUAAGAUCUCAUUGUUAUGUACAUUCGUAAGAGGCUGCUAUUUCUGUGAGAUCUGUUCAGAUAAAGUAGAUUUGGCUGCAAAAAAAUACUGCAGAAAAAUGUAACCAUUUUUUCAGGGGAAACUUGAACUUUUAAAACUUUUUUUUUGUUGUGUGAAGUUUAUUUACAUUUCAAAGAGACGACAUAUUUGGAUUUUAACAACUUUUACUUUUGUAAUUUAACCUUAUCUUAUCAUUAUUAAUAUUAAUAUUUGAAAAAAAUAAAAUGUUGUUUUCAAGCUACACUUUCAACUAAAAGCAACCCAAUGAAAUCUAAGCUUUUAACUUGAACUCCUGUACAAUCCUAUUUACUGUUUAAAAAAAAAACUUCCUUGUACUCCUCCAGGUGCCUACUGGAACACGGGGGCUUUUACAGCACAGAACCUGGGUAACGUAAUUACUUAUAUCUUCAAUAACCAGUUGUUUAAGUGUACGCUCGUCCGGCUCAUCUACUGCACAUCUUAUGCACAAUUAAUUCACAUCUACUGCACAUCUUAUGCAUAUUUAAUUCACAUCUACUGCACAUCUUAUGCACAUUUAAUUCACAUCUACUGCACAUCUUAUGCACAAUUAAUUCACAUCUACUGCACAUCUUAUGCAUAUUUAAUUCACAUCUACUGCACAUCUUAUGCACAUUUAAUUCACAUCUACUGCACAUCUUAUGCACAAUUAAUUCACAUCUACUGCACAUCUUAUGCACAUUUAAUUCACAUCUACUGCACAUCUUAUGCACAAUUAAUUCACAUCUACUGCACAUCUUAUGCACAAUUAAUUCACAUCUACUGCACAUCUUAUGCACAAUUAAUUCACAUCUACUGCACAUCUUAUGCAUAUUUAAUUCACAUCUACUGCACAUCUUAUGCACAUUUAAUUCACAUCUACUGCAAUCUUAUGCACAUUUAAUUCCCACCUACUGCACAUCUUAUGCACAAUUAAUUCACAUCUACUGCACAUCUUAUACAUAUUUAAUUCACAUCUACUGCACAUCUUAUGCAUAUUUAAUUCACAUCUACUGCACAUCUUAUGCACAUUUAAUUCACAUCUACUGCAAUCUUAUGCACAUUUAAUUCCCACCUACUGCACAUCUUAUGCACAUUUGAUUCACAUCUGCUGCGCAUCUACUACACCUUUUUCACUAGGAUUCUUAAACUUCUGAGAUUACGUGCUAAUGGCUGAACGAAAAAAACAACUUCGCUAACAAGUUUUUACUAAAUCUAAAAAGUGUUGGACUGCAAUAAAGCUUUAAAAUAAAUUAAUGAGACAGGAAUAAAUUGUGUCAAUAUAACAAUAUCAGUUACGCUUUAAUAAUAAUUAUACAUUAUACACAAGUAAACGUUUCGGCACAAACAAAACACAUUUAAGCCCAACCUCUCACUUCUGGUACCCGGGUGCGAAUAGUCACUUCCUAAAAGAAAAGAUAAAAUGUAUCCAUGUCAGUGAUUUUCAACUGGGAUACUCCGCUGCCUGGUUUGCUCCGACUUUCAACUAAGCGAGCCAUUCCGUAGAUUAAAGCACUGGACUAAACACGAUCAAUAGGGUUUGUCAUCUAAUUGCCGACAUCUAUUAAUAGAGCAUCCGGGCGUACAGUCUGGCCAAUCUCAUGAAGGCAUUAAUGAAACAUCCUGGUAUUCUGUUUGGCCAAUCUCUCAACAGCAGUUCGACACUUCUACGUUAAUGUGUCAACAUAGUGGGACUCAACCUGGACGAAAACGUUUUUACAACUGUAUUUCACGAAAGAAUUUACAAUCCAAUUUCUACUGCUAUAUUUCUAUGGAAAUCAAUUGUUAGAAGCUAUGCGUUACGAAAACAUUGUCUAAAAAUAGUAACAUUACGUAAUGUGCUGUGACGUUUUCCGCUCUAUUGUAUAAACGUGAAGCUGUUUCUCUGCUAACUAUAAGCUUCUUUUAAGCGGUCCAGUUCUUUACUUAGUAUCUCAAGGUCUUCAGCCGUAUUGCAUUUACUGGACUCGUUUCCAAAUCGAUAUUUUUAAACUGUCGAUGAAUGGGAUACAAAUGUAUCUUUCUUUAUAUAAUGUCAUCUUGCAAUCUUAGAGACCAGCAAACCAAAUAUAUGUAAUCAAAUUUUUAAAAUUGUUUUUUUUAAAACUCUGAUCAAAAUUUGUUUUUGAAAAUAAUUAAAUCCCAGGUCACAUUUACUGCGGGGAAUGUGCUGACGGAUCUUGCUCCCUUGCUGGCCAAACCAAAAACGUUUCAUGUGACACGGGUAUGUGCUCUUGGACAGUUCACAAUAGACUGGACGGUGGAUCCACAGUAUCCAGCGGGUGAGUAGUCUGAUACUCUAAAAAGCAACAACUUUUCUUACCCAUAGCAAAUGUUCAAAUUUGUUUGAAAAUGUACAGACGUGCAUGAGAAACUUGUGUAUCACAGUCAGCGAUGUGGUACAGGCGUACAUGAGAAGAACUAUCUCUCAAAGUCAGAGAUGCGUUACAUGCAUAUAUAUUAGAAGAACUUUCUCUCACUGUCAAAGAUGCGAUACACACACAUAUGAGAAGAACUGUCGCUCUAAAUCAGAGAUGCGUUACACCCCAUAUCAGAGUUAACGUUUAAAAAACCCAGACAAUGCCGCCCUCUCCACCUCCUUACCUGUCUGCCUGCCUGCCUGCCUGCCUGCCUCCCUACCUUCCUACCUAUCUACCUACCUACCUGCCUACUUGCCUACCUACCUACCUACCUACCUACCUACAUACCUACCUACCUACCUACCUACCUACUUACCUACCUACCUACCUACCUACCUACCUACCUACCUACCUACCUAUCACAUGUAAAUUCAUCAAAUAGGUUACAAUCGAGUCACUCUAUUUAUGGAGAAUGUCUGACUCAAAGACCAAAAAGCCUGUCAAUUGCUGACGUCGUAGGUGGGGCGGGGCUUGUUACAGAGAGGCGUGCGUAUCGGGGGUUCGAUCUUUAUUGUCCACAAACAAGACAAGGGCGCAUGACAACCUAAGGUCCUUGAAAACAUAGGAUACCUUUUGUUCACAGUAGUUCGUAGCACUCUAUUUAAUUGCAAAAUUUGAUUAUUUGUUGAUUAGACAUUACUUGCUUUUAUUAUAAGAGUAACGAAUCAUGAUGACAUAUGUUAUAUCCCUUUUUUUUUGUUUUGUUACAGAACUACUAAAGUAAGCGCGUUAAUCAAACAUCUGAAUACAAAUUAAGGUGUAUCUUGAUUUCGUAUUAAAUAUUUCAGCUGUACCUCACAGAAUCAAUGCUGGACUCAGUGGUGGGAGCAGACUAGACACAAUCAAUACUGCAUGGACCAGUUCAUGUUCGGAGCAUCUCCCAAUCAGAACCUCGAUUGCACCUUUUGCUGUCAUGCCUCCUACGACUGCAACAUAGGGACCAAAUACCGUAACCAGCUCGUCCAUUGGUAAUGACAGGAGAUGCUACCAGCCUACAUUGCCACACGCUAGCAAUCUUCUCUAAUAUUGCAAUGUGAUGUCCAUCCAGUGAUGAGUCGAUUCUUAGAAAAGUCUGCCAGGAAACGAUUCUUUCCGCGAAACUGAGCUAUUCUUGAGCUAUCUUUUGAUCGUUUUAAAAUUUCGAUUGUAUUCAAAACAUAAAUAAAUGAACAUUUCAAUAAAUAUUUUUAAAAUAUACAUUUGCUCUCAGGC
Molecule: messenger RNA, 11509 nt
Organism: Lymnaea stagnalis (great pond snail)
Lineage: Eukaryota; Metazoa; Mollusca; Gastropoda; Lymnaeidae
Source: the annotation of a GenBank genome assembly